GACAUCGGCAUUCGAUUUGUUAGUAUCGUUUGGUUUGGCUGAUGAGUGGUGAGCUGCGCUGGUUGUUCCUCGUCAAGUGUCUUUAAUUUUCGUUCAGUACAACUUCCAGGAAUUUAUUUUGUUUUCAAAUGGCGCCAAUUAAGCAAAAUGGAAUGAGUGAAUACGAAAUGCAACGGGCUAAAAAUAUGGAAGAAAAUCGUCGAAUUUUGGAAAGCAUUCGUCAAGAACAGAUUUACAAAUUUGAAGCUUUACAGCCAGUUAAGCAAAAAGAGAGGAAACCUGCUGAGCCAAGACCUAAAAAAAAACCUAGAGUUGAAACAAUAGCAGGCGCAGAAGGUGUUGAUGCUGAAACUAACACUAACGGUUUAAGGAAAUCUUCAAGAAUCUCUGGAAAGACUCCUGAGUUUUCGAGAGGUGUGAAAGAUGGAGAUUCAGAUGAUAAAGAUUACGAGGAAGAUUACGACGAUGAUGACUCAGAUGGAGAGGACGGUGACGGCCGAAAAAGAAAACGCGUGAGAGGACCACAACAGAAGAUUGUGGUACCAAAAAAUCGUGCCAACUUUUACGGUGCCGUCCCAGGAGUAGAGAUUGGGAGAAUUUGGGAGAUGAGAAUGCAAUGCUCUGCCGAUGGAGUCAUGCGACCUCCUGUAGCUGGAAUUCAUGGAGGUCCCGAAGGAGCUUACUCGAUUGCCCUUUCUGGUGGCUACGAGGAUGAUGUCGAUCUGGGUGAUUGUUUCACUUACACAGGUGAAGGUGGACGAGCACUCAAUGGCACCAAAGCUAAACCUAAAAAUCUACGCACUGCCCCGCAGAGCAAAGACCAAACGUUAACCAAAGGUAACUUGGCACUCAGCUUAAACAUCGAAACAAGGAAACCUGUUCGCGUAAUUCGAGGAUACAAGUCCAAUACUGAAUUCACUCCCGAAUAUGGCUACCGUUAUGAUGGUUUGUAUUCCGUGGAGAAGUAUUGGUUGUGCGUUGGCAAGUCUGGUUUUAAAGUAUACAAAUUUGCUCUGCGAAGAUGCCCAGAUCAAGCUCCUCCGCCAUGGGUGACUGAUAAGCAAAAGAAAGUACAAGAUCCAGUGGCAAAUAAAGAAGAAAACGGGUCGGCUGAUAAAGAAAAUCAUGAUAACGAUCUUAAAUCUAGUCCGUCUCCAUCAACUUCCACUCCUUCAGAAUGAAUUUACUCAACAGCUUCCGAUCCUUUUUCACCUGUUAUGUCCAUUUUACUCAAAUCGACAAGCAUUGAUUGCAAAAUUCCUGUUUUAAUAAGACAAACAUCAUGUUGGCAUUAAUAAACGGAAAUGUAUUUUUAAA
Messenger RNA from Daphnia magna, 1317 nucleotides. RefSeq names its product E3 ubiquitin-protein ligase UHRF1. Gene Ontology annotation, biological process: protein ubiquitination; negative regulation of gene expression via chromosomal CpG island methylation. NCBI's taxonomy places the organism in Eukaryota, Metazoa, Arthropoda, Branchiopoda, Diplostraca, Daphniidae. The coding region runs from base 129 to 1181 and encodes 350 amino acids. The record is from RefSeq and is a predicted model, not a curated record. Gene Ontology annotation, molecular function: ubiquitin protein ligase activity. The transcript has 5 exons.